AUGCCAGGUUCACUACCCCAUGACCAUGCUGCAGGAGCUCACUCUCUUGACGCGUUGAGCCCCUCUGAUCAGCUGUUCUUCAGAACACAUUCAUUUGGGCCCACCAAGGAACCCCCCUCGCUGUGCAUCCAUCACGCAUUCGAGAGCCAUGCUGCAUCGCACCCCGAAUCCCUCGCUAUCAUGACUUCGGACGUCUCGGGCGCCUCAGAGUCCGUUACCUAUUCAGAGCUCGAUCGUCGGGCAAAUGUACUUGCCCAGCACCUUCGCGAUGUUCAUGACGUCGUCCCGGGUCGCCGUGUUUGCUUCCUGGUCGAGCGAUCGGUAGACAUGGUGGUUGGUAUACUCGGCAUCUUAAAGAGCGGCGCGGCCUAUAUUCUCUUGGAUGGAAACGUCGUCGAUUACUCGACCCUUGACCACGUCCUUCGCGACGCCGAUGUGACGUUAUACUCGCGCAAAUUCUUACCGAAGGCAUCGACAACCACUUCCGGGUCGAUUUGUCUUGAGGAUGUCCUCAAUGCCAACCAAAAUUCGAAGUGUGCUAAGCCUGCGGAUUAUUCAAAGCCUGACGAUACCGCGUAUAUCUUCUACAAAAGCACAGAAGACGGCCAAGUAGCUCACAAGGGUGUGCCCGUUUUACACAGACACGUCAUUAAUGUUGUUUGCCUCGCUCCUGGUAACAUUGAAAUGGCGCCGGGCCGUAGUGUUUCUCAAAUCAUGGACGUUUCCACAAGCCUGGCCGCCUGGGAAAUACUUGGUAGCCUCGCCAAUGGAUGCACGCUCUGCUUGGGGAGCCGCGACUCCAACGACUGGCCGAUUGUGGUGAGGAAGGCCGACAUUGUGAUUGCGACACCUUCAAUGCUCGCGGCCUAUGAAUCAGCGGACUAUCCAAACGUGAAAGUCAUCGCCGUCGUAUCGGACCGGUGCUCCCAAGCUCUUGCUGACAAGUGGGCUGCCAACGGUGUCCAUCUGUACGUUGGGUGUGCUUUAACGGAGAUUGCAAUCAUUAAUACAAUGGCCUCGGAGUAUCACAUUCUUGGCCAGGCUUUGAGCAUCGGAAAACCACUACCUAAUAAUAAUGUAUAUGUGCUACAGUCAGGUGCCGAUGGACUGCGGCCACUAGCACUAGGUGACCCCGGCGUCAUAUGGGUAGGUGGAAUGGGAUUAACGAGGAGUUCCAUUAAUAUCGACGACGACAAAUAUAAGUUGGAUCCCUUCCUUGCCGAUGGAUCCUACAUGGUCAAUACUGGGAAGUCAGGCCGUUGGCAUCCAGAUGGAACUCUAGAAUGCCUUGGUUCUGAAACGACAACGAUGGUGGGUGAAGUUGAGACGAGUGAUGGAGACUUGGCGACGAUAGGAAGAGAACUCCUGGCAAAGGAUUCUACAAACACACUUUUCCAGACUCCUGGCCAUCAGCAUUUCAACCUACCUCUUACCGUCGGCUACGGGACAUCGGAGAAGACCGCCGCGGGCUUGGAUUCGUCAGCCUCUUCUUCUACUAUUGAGAAAGGUCACGAAGUCUUUUGGGCGGGCUACGAGGACGAUGGUAUUCCAGACAAGACGCAGGGAAAAUUCAUGCGCAAUUUACGGCAUCAGGUUUUCUCUUUGUACCGUCGGCUGUUUGGGAUCGUCUUCAUAGUCAACAUGGCAAUCCUCAUAGCGACCUUCGUCCAAGGCGAACCCAAUGCCAUGCAGCUAGGCCAGAUCGUGAUAGGCAACAUCUUCUGUUCUGUCCUGAUGCGUCAGGAACAUGUGAUCAACGCGUUCUUUGCUGUGUUUACUGCAGUACCUCCAUCCUGGCCGAUGGCUAUCCGUCGAGUGUGCGCCAGAGUGUACGGGAUCGGAGGCAUCCAUUCUGGGGCUGCGGUAUCAGGGACAGUGUGGCUCAUUGUCUUUGCUGUUCAAGCGACCAGGGAGCUUGUAUCGGGUGGACCCACUUCGGUAGCCACCCUCGUCGUGACGUACUGCAUCCUGCUUUUGCUCAUAUCCAUCAUAUGCUGCGCAUAUCCAGCCUUCCGCAUCGCAAAGCACAACAACUUCGAGCGUACACAUCGGUUUUUUGGUUGGACAGUAACGGCGCUGGUCUGGGCGCAAGUCAUCUUAUUAACCAACGAUUACAAAAGCCCAGAGACAUCCCUUGGCUCUGCGCUUGUUUCUUCACCGCCAUUUUGGCUAGUAGUGGUGUUGACGUGCUCAAUCAUCUACCCGUGGCUGCACCUGCGGAAGGUCCCAGUACGCGCGGAAAUACUGUCGUCGCACGCCGUUAGACUCUACUUUGACUACGUCACCCCUGACCCUGGAACAUUCACCCGGGUGUCAGAUAACCCGUUAUUUGAGUGGCAUGGCUUUGCUACCAUCGCCCAACCCGGACAGAAGGGCUACUCUAUGGUCGUCUCUCGCGCAGGUGACUGGACGUCCAAGCAGAUUGGAGACCCACCAAAGGAGCUCUGGGUGCGGGGCAUCCCUACUUGCGGAGUAAUGAGUAUCGUCCCCAUCUUUAGACGAGUGGUCCUCGUUGCAACCGGCAGCGGUAUUGGCCCUAUCACUCCGUGGAUCCUUCAAAGUCGGCACCCAGUGAAGCUGCUCUGGACGGCUCCUGACGUUAGGAAGACCUUCGGAGACAAACUCGUGGACUCGCUCUUGGACGCUUGCCCGGAUACGGUCAUCUAUGACACUCGUAAACACGGAAAACCAGACAUGGUCAAGCUGACAUACCGCCUUGUUCGCGAGUUUGAUGCCGAGGCUGUUAUCAUCAUCUCCAACCAGAAGCUUACUGUGAAGGUCGUAUACGGGAUGAUGAGUAGAGGGAUACCUGCCUUUGGGGCCAUUUGGGAUUCAUGA
This is a messenger RNA of Pleurotus ostreatus (oyster mushroom), 2838 nucleotides long. RefSeq lists its product as uncharacterized. NCBI's taxonomy places the organism in Eukaryota, Fungi, Basidiomycota, Agaricomycetes, Agaricales, Pleurotaceae. The transcript is spliced from 15 exons. The coding region runs from base 1 to 2838 and encodes 945 amino acids. The record is from RefSeq and is a predicted model, not a curated record.